Naegleria fowleri is the source of this 594-nucleotide messenger RNA. RefSeq lists its product as uncharacterized. Lineage: Eukaryota; Heterolobosea; Eutetramitea; Acrasida; Naegleriidae. The record is from RefSeq and is a predicted model, not a curated record. The transcript has a single exon. Bases 1 to 594 code for a protein of 197 amino acids.
AUGCUUUUCCGCUUCGUCCCACACACAAUUGAAAACAAGGCUCUAAUGUCUUCAUUGCCAUCUACUCACGCUUUGACCGACGAAGAAACAACUCCAAGUGUUUGUAACAACAAUGACUAUCAUGUUAAUGAUGAUGAAGAACAAAUGGUACCUGCAUUAAUAACAUGUUCACAACAAUCACAUGAAGAUGGAAAAAACAAAUCUUCUCUCGAAACUCAGCAAGAGUUGAAUGUCCACUCAAACACACCAGUAUUCUCACGAUUUAAAAUUUCCAAACCAAAAAAGUUAAAAACCAUCACUCAAUAUACAGUUUACAAUGGAAAGGUGUGUCCUCUUCACAAGUAUGAUCUUAGGGAGAAGAACAAGACAACAUCGAUCGAAUUGAGAAAUGAAGAGAAUCCCGUGUCCAGAAGUGAACCUCAUUCCUCCUCCUCCCAUACACUCAAUGACAUUCGACAUGCAUCAAUGAUUCGAAAGGAUAGAAAACCACAUUGCGACCCAUCGAUACCAGAAGAAAAAAGGACAGAAUUAUUAUUACCAAAAGUAUUCCCAUCCACUUCGUCCAUGAAAGCAUUUCUCUUAGGUUACAUUUGA